Molecule: messenger RNA, 300 nt
Organism: Beauveria bassiana ARSEF 2860
Lineage: Eukaryota; Fungi; Ascomycota; Sordariomycetes; Hypocreales; Cordycipitaceae
Product: NsdD protein
Exons: 2
Coding region: 1-300 (99 amino acids)
Biological process (GO): regulation of DNA-templated transcription
Molecular function (GO): sequence-specific DNA binding; zinc ion binding
Source: RefSeq, a predicted model, not a curated record
AUGAACUUUGUUGACGUACUGUACCACGGUCAGCGUUCGCCUAGUGAAUACAAGCUCAACGAGGCAACUGCUGACGCCAAAUUCGUGGCCGAACAACUCCACGAUUAUUUCAUCAGUUUUUGCGGCCGACGCCGUGCUCCUCUCGGCGGCCGCUGCCACAGCUGCGACAUAACCCACUCUGCUGAAUGGCGGCGUGGUCCUGACGGCGUCCACACUUUGUGUAACGCCUGUGGUCAGAAGUAUGCUAAGCUGGAGCGCAAGCGUAAUCUCCAAGGCGUUGGAAGAACGGAUAAUACUUAA